AUGACGACGCGGCCUCGUGUCCUCCAGCUCGGCAUUAUCGAGAAUGCCCACGCCACCUGGGCGGCCAUUGGCAGCACGGCCGAUAUCGUCGUGCCCCAGUCCACAGACAGGGCCUCCUUCCUCGCCGAGUGCCGCUCGGGCGCCUUCGACGGCUGCACAGUGGCCUUCCGCACCUUUGAGUCCGUGGACGUGACGGGCCGCGUCGACGCCGAGCUCGUGGCGGCGCUGCCCUUGUCGCUGCGUUUCAUCUGCCACAACGGCGCCGGCUACGACCAAAUCGACGUGCCCGCCUGCACGGCAAGAAACAUCCGCGUCUCCAACAUCCAGACCGCCGUCGACGACGCCACCGCCGAUUGUGCCAUGUUUCUCAUGCUGGGCGCCCUGCGCAACUUCAACCUCUCCAUCCGCAACAUGCGUCGCGGCGUGUGGCGCGGGGCCUGCCCGGAGGAGACCCCCCGCCAGGGCCAGGACCCCCAGGGCAAGGUGCUGGGCAUCCUGGGCAUGGGCGGCAUAGGCCAGAACAUGGCCAAGAAGGCCCUCGCCUUUGGCAUGAAGAUCCGCUACCACAACCGGAACAGGCUGCGGCCCGAACAGGAGAGGGAGUGUAAGGCUGAGUAUAGGGAUUUUGAGACGCUGCUUCGGGAGAGUGACGUCUUGAGCCUGAAUCUACCACUCAAUCAACAUACAAGACACAUCAUCUCGCGCGAUCAGUUCGCCCUGAUGAAGCAAGGCAUCAUCAUCGUCAACACAGCCCGCGGCGCCGUCAUGGACGAGGCCGCCCUCGUCGAGGCCCUCGACACGGGAAAAGUCGCCAGCGCCGGCCUUGACGUCUACGAGAACGAGCCCCUGGUCCAUCCGGGCCUGCUGGCCAACGAUAACGUCCUCCUGAUCCCGCACAUGGGCACGUCGACGGCGCAGACCAUGGCCAAGAUGGAGGAGUGGACCAUGGCCAACGUGAGAAAGGCCCUCGAGGAGGGGAAGCUGCUGAGCAUCGUCCCUGAGCAGAGGCAUAUGGAGUGA
Messenger RNA from Cryphonectria parasitica EP155, 1020 nucleotides. RefSeq lists its product as uncharacterized. Gene Ontology annotation, cellular component: cytosol. The record is from RefSeq and is a predicted model, not a curated record. Gene Ontology annotation, molecular function: hydroxypyruvate reductase [NAD(P)H] activity; glyoxylate reductase (NADPH) activity; NAD binding. The transcript is spliced from 2 exons. The coding region runs from base 1 to 1020 and encodes 339 amino acids. NCBI's taxonomy places the organism in Eukaryota, Fungi, Ascomycota, Sordariomycetes, Diaporthales, Cryphonectriaceae.